Candidozyma auris is the source of this 531-nucleotide messenger RNA. RefSeq lists its product as uncharacterized. The coding region runs from base 1 to 531 and encodes 176 amino acids. Lineage: Eukaryota; Fungi; Ascomycota; Pichiomycetes; Serinales; Metschnikowiaceae. The record is from RefSeq and is a predicted model, not a curated record. The transcript has a single exon.
AUGCCCAAGCUUCCUUCGGUGUCUGAGUUGAUUGUGGGCGCCCAGCUCUCGUCCCACCUCGACCGCUCUCCUAACCACAUGACAGUGAAGCACCUGGACUCGAGCCCCAGACUGGCUCACCCCGUGCUGCCUCACCUGGAAAAAAGCACUUUUGCCUCCUCGGUGCCGCCGCCUCUGGCGCCCUCGUUACAUCCACCCGUGGCGUUUCCUGCUGUUCCCAACACCCUCCCGCUUCCACGUUCUCGCAAUCCCUCGGUAUCAAGCACUUACUCUGGGCCCAGUCGACCGGGAGACUACUUCAGCACCAGCCACACAGUGCUUCCACCGCCUCCUGCCACUCAACGCACUCCACAACAUCCAGGCAUUUCCCAAACGCCUCUGUAUGAGCAACCUCACCACGCCGUGGAGUCUCCUUUGCACGCGCUGCUGCCCCAUCAGACAAGAUCUUCGCUGCUCUCGCAUCCACCACCACCUCAUAUCCAACAACAACAGCAACAACAACAACCUCAACAACAUCCACUUCCGCUCUAG